Messenger RNA from Ylistrum balloti, 765 nucleotides. RefSeq names its product tetraspanin-7-like. Bases 1 to 765 code for a protein of 254 amino acids. The record is from RefSeq and is a predicted model, not a curated record. NCBI's taxonomy places the organism in Eukaryota, Metazoa, Mollusca, Bivalvia, Pectinida, Pectinidae. The transcript is spliced from 6 exons. Gene Ontology annotation, cellular component: membrane.
AUGGCGGCCUGUCGCCUGGCAACGGUGGUCAGGUGUGUGAUGAUCACGGUGAACAGUUUAUUUGUGGUGCUUGGAGUGAUGGUUCUCUGUAUCGGCUGUAUACUGAUCACUGGUGGAAAUCUCACCGGUGGCUACUUGGUGGCGCUGUUCAGUGCACUUCCGGAAGUGUCGGGAUCCAUAGGAUCAUUUUUCACCUAUGUUGCAGCAACUAUAAUCAUUGUGGGAGCGGCCAUAUUUGUUUUAGGAACAUUGGGAUGUUGUGGAGCAUGCAAUAUUAACCCGCGUCUUCUGUACACGGUAGAUGACCGACUGAAAGAAGCUUUUCAAACAACUAUAAACAACGAAUAUGGUGGCCCUGACGUCACAGAUAGCAUCUCCAAUGCUUGGAACUAUGCUUUUGUAACGUAUAAAUGUUGUGGCAUUACUAAUUAUACUGACCUUCACCUGGCUGUGAAAUGGAAUAGAACCGGAAGUAGUGACGUCAUACCAGUCACGUGUUGUGUAUUACCAGGAAGUUAUCCUAAUUAUGGAAACCCUGCGGAUGCGGCUUGCACAACGACGCCGACAGAAUCAAACGCCAAUAUCUCUAAGGGUUGUUACGACAAGAUAAAGUCCUUCCUUGAAACAUACGUCGCCUAUGUAAUAGGCAUAGGCAGCGCCAUCUUGUUCCUUGAGUUGAUGACAGUGAUAUCAGCAUUCCUACUUUCACGACAGCGAAAAAAGACGGGACCGCUACCUGCAGAAAAGGACGUCGACUUCCGGUAA